CCUGGCCGCGGGGGCGGCGCGCUCGGUCCACGCGUCCGGGGCCCCGCGGGGCCGGGCCCGGAGUCGGUAUGAAUCGCUGCUGGGCGCUCUUCCUGUCUCUCUGCUGCUACCUGCGUCUGGUCAGCGCCGAGGGGGACCCCAUUCCUGAGGAGCUCUACGAGAUGCUGAGUGACCACUCAAUCCGCUCCUUCGAUGACCUCCAGCGCCUGCUGCACGGAGACUCCGUAGAUGAAGACGGGGCUGACUUGGACCUGAAUUUGACCCGGUCCCAUUCUGGAGGCGAGCUCGAGACCUUAUCCCGCGGGAGAAGGAGCCUGGGUAAGAGUGAGGGUUCCCCGACGGUCGCCGAGCCCGCCGUGAUCGCUGAGUGCAAGACGCGCACCGAGGUCUUUGAGAUCUCCAGGCGCCUCAUUGACCGCACCAACGCCAACUUCCUGGUGUGGCCACCCUGCGUGGAGGUGCAGCGCUGCUCUGGCUGCUGCAACAACCGCAACGUGCAGUGCCGCCCCACGCAGGUGCAGCUGCGGCCCGUCCAGGUGAGAAAGAUCGAGAUUGUGCGGAAGAAGCCAACCUUUAAGAAGGCCACGGUGACCUUGGAGGACCACCUGGCUUGCAAGUGUGAGACGGUGGUGGCGCGACCUGUGACUCGAAACCCGGGGAGUUCGCAGGAGCAGCGAGCCAAGACACCCCAAACUCGGGUGACCAUUCGGACGGUGCGAGUCCGCCGGCCCCCGAAAGGGAAGCACCGGAAGUUCAAGCACACGCAUGACAAGAAGGCCCUGAAAGAGACCCUCGGAGCCUAGGGCAUCGCAGGAGAGUGCGGGCAGGGUUAUUUAAUAUGGUAUUUGCUGUAUCGCCCCCAUGGGGUCCUUGGAGUGAUAAUAUUGUUCCCCUCGUCCGUCUGUCUCGAUGCCUGAUUCGGACGGCCAAUGGUGCUCCCCCCGCCCUCCACGCGUCCGUCCACCCUUCCACCAGUGGGUCUUCCCUCAGUGGCCUCCAGCGUCUUGCCCAGAAGCUCAAGAAGGAAACGAAGGACCUGGACUGCAUCGCUCUCUUCCUCUACAGACCUGGUGAAAAUGGGCUGAGAGUGCAAGAGAGACGGAUGGGGUCGCUGUUGGGGGAUGGGGCUUCCCUCCGCGGCACCGUGGACCGGCCUGGAACCCUGCUCGUGGGCCUGAGGACCUCUCAGCAUGGCCUGCCUGGUCCCUGGACCCCCAGCCAGCUCUGAAGGAAGCACCCCCAGGCAGGCCAGGGUACUCGUACUCCUGCAGCUGAGUGAGACUCCCGGGGGGAGCAGAGACUGGAGAAAACCCUCUCCCCAAGUGCCAAGCCCGGUCAUCUCUCCUUGGUCACCUCUGCUUACAGUGGUUCCUUUUCAUUUUAUACGUUUGAAUUCUUUGAAGAUGUGGACUCUCCCGGGCGGGUGUGGCCGGAGUGCCAGGCAGCCAAGUGCCCUCUCAGACAGGUUAGAGAUGAAGUUUGCCUGAGAGGUGGAUGUAGAUGGCAACCUGGGCAUCCACUGCCUCCUCCCACCACCACCCCCCCUUCACUUUUUCCUCUGUGUCAUCUCUCUACCUCCGCCCCGUGUCUCCUCCUGCCCUGGCCCUUUCAUCUGCUCCACCAAGGGGCUCUUGGAUCCCUUCUUGAGGCCCCAGGUAACCGCAGUCACAGCUCUCUAGGACAGAAGCCCAGGGGCCAGGGCAGCAGGGGGCUUGCCCAUCGUAUCCCAGCCCAGCCAAGUCUGCCGUGUGAGGUUGUUCAGGACGUGCACUGCACAAGGGCACUGCCUGCGGGGAUCCCAGUUCACACACCCCGUAGACGUGGCCAAUCUGUAUAUUUAUGAUGACGAUUUUCUUUUUGGUAGAUGGAGAUAAAAUGUCUUGAGAAAAGACAUCCUUUUCCUAACUGACACAAAGCCUCCACAAAGUCAGAGGGACUGGCUGUGCCUCUGACCAAGCCCACGGCUUGGAGUGGUCAGAGAGGAGUGAGCCCUUAGUGAGAAGCGGGGAAGUGACACUUGUCCACGUGGGCUCCACUUCCCCAAGUCCUCAGCUCACACAGUCUCCCUUGCAGGCAGGUGUGAAAAACCCGAGAGGCAGCCUCUGCUCCGCCCCCCUGCACAUGCCCCUCAUCCUAGAUCCUUUUGCUUCCAUCUCUGGUGGCUCCUCCCAGGAAACCAGCGCUCGGGCUGGGAGUGGGGGAGAAAAGGGAGGAGAUGCCCAGGGCCCCCUAGGGGUAGGGCCUGAGCUCCCACCUGCUACUGCACUUUCCCCCCCCUUCUCCCCCAACUCUGCUUCCUUCAGUUUGUAAAGUUGGUGAUUAUAUUUUUGGGGGCUUUCCUUUUAUUUUUUAAAUGUAAAAUUUAUUUAUAUUCCGUA
Molecule: messenger RNA, 2378 nt
Organism: Phacochoerus africanus (Common warthog)
Lineage: Eukaryota; Metazoa; Chordata; Mammalia; Artiodactyla; Suidae
Gene: PDGFB
Product: platelet derived growth factor subunit B
Exons: 7
Coding region: 69-803 (244 amino acids)
Biological process (GO): platelet-derived growth factor receptor signaling pathway; positive regulation of ERK1 and ERK2 cascade; positive regulation of cell population proliferation
Cellular component (GO): membrane
Molecular function (GO): growth factor activity; platelet-derived growth factor receptor binding
Source: RefSeq, a predicted model, not a curated record